Messenger RNA from Notothenia coriiceps (black rockcod), 1154 nucleotides. It is a transcript of the gene ppa1a, whose product is annotated as inorganic pyrophosphatase 1a. The record is from RefSeq and is a predicted model, not a curated record. NCBI's taxonomy places the organism in Eukaryota, Metazoa, Chordata, Actinopteri, Perciformes, Nototheniidae. The transcript is spliced from 11 exons. Gene Ontology annotation, biological process: phosphate-containing compound metabolic process. Gene Ontology annotation, molecular function: inorganic diphosphate phosphatase activity; magnesium ion binding. Gene Ontology annotation, cellular component: cytoplasm. Bases 13 to 954 code for a protein of 313 amino acids.
GCCUCAGUCUGAAUGACUGCCCGUCAGUCAGGAGCUUCUUACUCCUGGAUUAGUGCAGCCCACAGUGUUCUGAAAGCAGCAGCAGAAAUGAGCGUUACUGUCGAGGAGAGGGGCCGGCCCAACACCCUGGACUACAGAGUGUAUUUCAAAAACUCUGAGGGAAAAUACAUCUCUCCCUUCCAUGACAUACCCAUCUACGCAAAUGAAGCAGAGAAUAUCUUCCAUGCUGUUGUGGAGGUUCCAAGAUGGACAAAUGCAAAGAUGGAGAUUGCCACCAAAGAUCCUCUUAAUCCACUGAAACAAGAUAUAAAGAAGGGGAACCUCCGUUAUGUAGCAAAUGUGUUCCCUCACAAAGGCUACAUCUGGAACUAUGGAGCUAUUCCUCAGACAUGGGAAGAUCCCAACCACAAGGACAGCGACACAGGAUGCUGUGGAGACAACGAUCCUAUUGACAUAUGUGACAUAGGAAAUAAGGUGUGCUCUCAAGGAGAAAUUAUCAAAGUGAAAGUGUUGGGAACUCUGGCUUUGAUCGAUGAGGGCGAAACAGACUGGAAGGUCAUUGUGAUCAAUACUGAGGACCCCGAGUCUGCAGACUUUAACGAUAUUGAAGAUGUAAGACGACUUAAGCCUGGAUACCUGGAGGCAACGUUUGAUUGGUUCAAAAGAUACAAAGUCCCAGAUGGGAAGCCUGAAAACCAGUUUGCUUUCAACGGGGAGUUCAAGGACAGGGACUUUGCGAUUAAAACAAUCAAGGACACCCAUGAGUUUUGGAAGGCACUGAUUUCUAAGAAUUCCAGCGCUGGAGAGUUAAACUGCACGAACACCGGUGUCUCAGAUAGUCCGUUCUGCUGCUCUGCUGGGGAUGCAGAGGCCGUGGUUAAAUCUGCAUGUGCUUUUGGAGCUGAAGAUCCCAUUCCAACUUCAGUCGACCAAUGGUUCUACUAUGAGAACUAAGAGGAAACUUCUGAGCAGAAACCAUCAUUCUUUACUUGACUUCUUUCGACACAACAGCGCAGUGCGGUAACUGGAUGGAUCGAAUUUAUGUUUCAUGUCACAUUUUCUUGCUUUUUUGUUCACACACUUAUAUUUCUGAUGCUGUCAAAAAAGCUUUAUGUGUGUUUGUAACUCAAUAUCUAGUUUCAAGCUUGACACAA